CAGAGAGUCCUCGCCGCCGCCGGAACGGUAAAACCCUCGCAAUUUCCGAGAAAAGUCCAACCUUUUUCCCCUAAAUCUUCCAAAUCGAUCCUGAUUUCGUGGAUCUCUCUGCCUUUUUCUUGUUCUAUCUUCUUCUUCUUUAUCUUCUCCUUCUUCGAUGAGAUCUCCUGAGGUGUCUCUGCCUUCCCAUUUGAUGGCCUCUGGAGAUUUAUUGGUGGUGCCGGCUGAUUCCAUUUGUUCCAUUAUCACACCAUAAACUUGUAGUUUAUUUUUUUUUGGUGUUUAGUGUGUUCUUGACUCUUGUUCUGCUUAGAUUAUCUCUUGGUACGAAUAUGGCCAAAGAUUGGUCACACGGUGAAGUUCUUAAGGCCAUAUUCCCACUUUUGGAUGGCAAAGACCUUAUAGCUUGCAUGCUGGUAUGCCGACAGUGGAGAGACAUUGCAAAAGAUGACUACUUCUGGAAAUGCAUCUGUGCCCGAAGAUGGCCUUCUAUCUGCAAGAGACCUCCACCUUCUCUCAGCUACCACAAAUUGUUUGUAACCUUCUCAAAACCCCAGCGCCCACAGCCUCUCCUGCCACCAAGGCUAUCAUUCAAUGACUUAGAGUUCUAUGUUGAUCUGUGGUCUGAUGACCAGCUGCUAUUCUCCGAGGCAAUCUCUGGGUCUAUGCUCCGGAUGGGCAUAAAGAAUCCCCCUCCUGGCAUCCCUGAUGUCCUCAGAGUUCACCUAGAUGGCCCUGACUACAAGAUGGUGAUGCAUGUUGACCCUAGGUUCACUAUACCUCUCGGCCGGACCAUUACUGUUUCCAUUCUCAUUGGUCGGAGGGACACCAAUGAGGUUGCCUGCAUUGUAAACAAAUCAGUCUUUGAUUAUGUAGACGGAAGCGCUUUCAGGGCAUUGGCGUACGACUACCUGAAGUUCUCUCCUGGCCAUCCAUUCAUCUCUGGAAUUAGAGCUUGGGUGUCAUUGCUUUUCAUGGCCAAUGGGAACGACAACAUCAUCGAUGUUUUUGGCAUUGAGGUAGACUUUUGUGAUGCUGCUAGCUCUGAGAAUGAGGUUCUGUGGCUUCUUGACAUGCUUGACUGGAAAUGAAAACUUUGUUGUUGUUGUUGUUGUUGUUGUUGUAAAUGAAAUCAGGCAAACUAUAUAAAUCUAAGUUGUACAAUGUCAAUGUUUUUUCUUUUUUUUCUUUUUGGGUUGUUUCUGUGGAUUAAAGCUGAUAUAUUUUCAGAUAUACAGGCUCAGUGUUAAUUGAAAUGGCAGUUCUUUGA
Molecule: messenger RNA, 1270 nt
Organism: Dioscorea cayenensis subsp. rotundata (Guinea yam)
Lineage: Eukaryota; Viridiplantae; Streptophyta; Magnoliopsida; Dioscoreales; Dioscoreaceae
Product: F-box protein At5g39250
Exons: 2
Coding region: 333-1091 (252 amino acids)
Molecular function (GO): protein binding
Source: RefSeq, a predicted model, not a curated record